AGCAGCGGCGGCGGCAGCAGCGAGUGGCUCAGGUUGAUUUAGAAUACGGAUGACAGUGGCCUGGCGCGAGCCCACGGCUGACGAAAGCUGCUUAUCCCGCUCGGUUUCCAUGGCGACGGGGGCGAGCAGCGGCGGCGGCGGCGGCGGCGGCGGGGCUGUCAGCGAGCGCGGCGGCGGCGGUCGCGCGUCCGCGGGGGUCUGCAGGAGGAAGGAGGAGGCCGGGGCCCGGACCCUCGCGGCAGACAUGGACUUGCAUUGUGAUUGUGCUGCCGAAACUCCGGCCGCCGAGCAGCCGUCGGGGAGGAUUAAUAAAGCUGCUUUCAAAUUAUUCAAGAAGAGGAAAUCGGGUGGCACCAUGCCCAGCAUAUUUGGGGUCAAAAACAAAGGGGAUGGGAAAGGCUCGGGCUCGACGGGAAUGGUGAGGAGCAGGACCCACGACGGGCUGGCCGAGGUGGUGGUGCUGGAGAGCAGCAGGAAGGAGGAGCCGCGCGGCGGGGGCGACGGGGGCGGCGGCGGGGGCGGCGGCGGCGGGGCUCGGCCGAACCCGGGUCCCCCCAGGGCUGCCGUGCCCGGCGUGGGCUCCCUGGCCAACAGCUCGGUGGCGAAGUCACACAGCUUCUUCUCCCUUUUGAAGAAGAACGGGCGAUCCGAAAAUGGCAAAGGGGAGCAGGCAGAUGCAAGCAAGGCUGGCGGCAAACAAAAGAGGGGGCUGAAAGGGCUCUUCAGCAGUAUGCGCUGGCACAAGAAGGACAAGCGGGCGAAGGAGGAGGACAAGGGGGAGCGCGCGGGGGCGCCGGGCGGCCGCGUCCUGGUCCUGCCGGGGUCGCUCACCGCCAGCCUGGAGUGCGUCAAGGAGGAAACGCCCCGACCAGCCAGCGAGCCGGAGGAGCCCCGCCAGGACGCCCCGCGGGGCCCAGCAGGUGAGCCCGGAGGGGGAGAGCCGGCGCCGGCCGAAGUGCGGACCCGCCGAGAGGCCGAGAGCCCCGGGGUCCCUCACGCCGAAAGCGCCCGGGGAGAGGACGCCGCGGGGCAUCGGCGCGCCGACACGCCCGGGGCACCCCCCGAGCUGGGCGCUGCGGAGGCCCAGACGGCAGAGGAUGCUUCCAGGACAGGUGACGUUCCGAUAAAGACCGUCCCCCCUGUCGACUCCGAGUGCGGCAGCGGCCGAGCGUCUGCCGUCCCCGACCCCUCCUCUGUCGACCCACCCUCAGACCCAUCGGCCGAUCGUAUUUGUUUGAUGUUUUCUGACGUGACUUCACUGAAAAGCUUUGACUCUCUUACAGGCUGUGGAGAUAUUAUUGCAGACCAAGAGGACGAGGCAGGUCCCAGCUGUGACAAGCAUGCCCCCGGGCCAGGCAAGCCAGUUCUCUCUAAAAAGAACCCCAGCGUGGUGGCCUACCAAGGAGGAGGGGAGGAGAUGGCCAGCCCGGAUGAGGUGGACGACACCUAUCUCCAGGAAUUCUGGGACAUGCUGUCCCAGACUGAGGACCAAGGACAAGGGCCCCAAGAGGGAGCGGCUAAGGCAGCAGCAGCAGCACUGGAGACCAAGGUGGUACCUGAGGCCUCCAAAGAUGCCAGGUGUGCAGAAGGGGCCAAGGACGUGUCCUUGGUCAAGCGCAGGAGGCUCAACCGGAUUCACAUUGAGCUCCAGCCGAAGGAGGAGCCUCAGCACCCGGAGAAAGAGCAGCAGGAAGGAGUCCCCAACAGUGACGAGGGCUACUGGGAUUCCACCACCCCUGGCCCAGAGGAAGACGGCACCAACAGUAGGAAAAAGGCGGGCAUCCCCCGGGACAGCUACAGUGGCGACGCCCUCUACGAUCUCUACGCUGAUCCCGACGCGAGCCCGGCAGCCCUUCCCGCCAACGAGGAGACGUCCUGCGUGUCCCGGUUAAAGCCUGUGUCGCCAGGCACCAUCACCUGUCCCCUGCGAACACCAGGCAGUUUGCUGAAGGACUCGAAGAUCCCUAUCAGCAUCAAGCACCUCGCGAACCUUCCAUCCAGCCAUCCCGUAGUGCACCAGCAACCAGCCAGGAGUGAGAUGCCCAGAACAAAAAUCCCCGUUUCCAAAGUGCUGGUCCGCAGGGUCAGCAACCGGGGCUUAGCUGGGACCACCAUCCGCGCAGCGGCGUGCCACGACAGUGCCAAAAAGUUGUGAGGUCUCCGAGGCCAAGGUGGAUGGACCACAUGUCAAGGAAUACAACUUUCCCUGGAAAUCACUAAAAUAAGUUUUGUUUCCCCUAAAGAAAGGCUUUUAGGACGUCCCUGCUGCAGAGCCUGGACUGAGGAGGUCUUUGUGCCGCCAGUAAGGGCAGGAUCCACCCGAGAGGGGGAGCUACACACGGGAUUCUCCUCUCAAGAUAAGUCCCUGAGAAUUCUUUUCAAGCACUUUUUCUUUUCUACCUUUUUAAAAAUCUUUUUUCUUUCUUUUUUUCUUUGAUGCACUGAACACUCAGAGGCCACCUUUACUUGCCUUUGCAGAAAACAGGACAUAACCAAACCUAGGUAAGCACCAUGCCGUGAUAUUUGGCUGCCGUGGUCCACAGAGCCUGGAGGAACCACUGGGAGGACCAGAGGGGCCCUCCUCUUCCCUGACGCUUUCCUUCCUACCUUAUUUUCCUUUUCCUUUCCAGGAAAAAAACGACCCUUUGUUGUAUCACUGUGUGGGAAACACCUACAAAGGUGAAAGAGCCAGGUAUUUACCUGAGGAGCAGGAGGGGGAUCAUUGAUGGGCAGAAAACUUGCCUUCUUUCAGUUGCUAGGUAUGCAAACAGGUAAAUACCGACCACUAGGACAACAAGGGAGAGUCUGGGUUGGUUGGUUUAGAUCGUUCCUUUGGCGAGAAAUAAAAAGCUCAGCAGAGCACGUUUUUCCCUUUUUUUUUUCCACCCAGUGCAGAAAUCAGGAUCAGGGAAAGAUUUCACUAAAUGCCAAUAGCCACAGUAUUUUAGCAUUUAUAAACUCUGUAACCUUUUCAUGUGUAGAUAAUGCAUAUUUUACAGUUUAUUCAGCUGUUAACAUUUUAUAAUCUGUCAGUAACCUCAAGUCUAAAAUCUGGUUUUAUAGCUAGAUAUGAUAACUGUCCCCAAACCAUUGAUGUUCUUUUAUGUGCUGUGACCAGAAGCAGUUCUGUUUUGUUUUAUAUGGGUUCUCUGGCUCUCAAUGCAGAAAAAAAGAUCUAUUGUGUUGAUGUGUCAGAGGAAUGGUUCUGCCUUGUCUUGGGUAAGGGUCUAUUCGUUUCUCACCCCCAACCCUGGUGUUCAGAAAUUUGACCUUGGUUAUAAAAAUUUUGGAUUCAACCAUUCCUCAAUAUGGGGAGUCCAAAAUGAGGAACAGGUAAAGAAAAACAAUAGAAAACUAUAGUUUUUCAUGUUAUCGGACUUCUGCUUUAUAGACUUGUAUCUGAGACAGAUAUGUUCAGAAUAUGACACUGGCAAGCUUACGUAUCCUAAACACUUUAUGCCAAGAUUUUUUUGAAAAGUGGUUGACUUCGACACAUAUUUUCUGUUAUUUUAGAUAAAACACUUAUUUCAGAAAGGGUUACCGUAUGCCUACUUGGAGUGAUACACUGAAUCAGUGCCUAGAAUGCUAUUAGUGCCCCAUGAUUAUAUCACAUCCUCUUUGAAAUGCACUUCAGUGUAUUUAAUCAGAAGACCCUGGCCUCUGCUGGGAGGUGCAUCACGGUCUCGGGAAGGUUAGACACAUUCAAGGGGAAUUACACGCAUGUAAAUGCCACAAGCCCUUCUAUGUAACUCUAGUUUUCCAGAGAGAUUGCCCUAAUAAUGAAGUGAUACUACUUUUGCUUUUAAAGUUUCUUCUCUGUUUUAUAAAGGAAAGAAUAAAGCAAGUUGAGUAUAUGAAAACCUAUUUUAAUAAUAUGGAGGAAGUAACAAAAUGAGCAGACGUCAAAGGAAAACAGAUUUGAGCCAGUAGCACAAAGCAGGUUGUUCCUCAUUUUAAAUUUAUAAUGAUUUGAUUAGAAGAGGUGGUAGAGAUUUGCUGAGUUUCUUUAUUAGUCAGAUUACUGGCUUUUAUUGCUUUGUGUCAGAUCCUUAAUGUUAUUACAAAGUAAUGUUUUAAUGUUAAAUUUUCUUCUGUCGGUAGAUGAAGUCCUGUACUCAGACAGAAGCACUCUGAAUACACCACCAGGAACUCAUACAGCAACUCACAGUUACACGUGCCCAUGCACUCAGCUGUGCACAAACCAACAGACAAAGGCAGCUACUGUAAACCCAGAAAUAUUUUAGAAAUUAUUUCUGUCUUUAGAAAAGCAAUUUAAAUUUGAUUUAACACUGAUAGUACUAUUUAGACUCAAAAUACAUUCAUUUUUCCCUAGUGAAUGGAAAGAACAUAAAUUUUAUUCCUAGCUAUAAAACAAAGGAUCUUUAUUUUCUUCUUGCACACUUUCCUGCAAGGGUUAUUUUCUUCUCUGCAUGGAUUCUUGACAAAGUUAUAUUAGUUCAUUUGUUCAAUUGUACAGGAAAGUUAAGAGUAUCUGAAGUACUAAUGAGAAUAUUGUAAUAGUACAAGCGGUCUAUUUAUUUGUUUUGUAAGCACUGGAACAAACUAUGUUUGCUUUCACAGCUUGGGGACUUAUUUCUGCAUUUACACCACUAUGCUGUGUCUUCUUUUCUAAGUAAAGGAAAAUGUCAGCCAAGUUUAUUUUACUUUCUCCUUCCUGUCAACCGGUUAGACAAGAUUUAAAAUGUUUUCUUUUAUAAUUCUUUUCUUCAUAUAUUUCCCACGUUUUUUAUUCUAUAUCUUUAAGAAUUCCACCCACACCAGUCAAAUGAAGAAUUCAGGCAAGGAAUUAAAUGGCCUCAAUCACUUGAUGGGAAAUCCGGGCCAAUGCAAGAAGAGUGUGUCUUAAUCUUUUCCAACCACAGACAAGGGAUAAAGUUGCUUUUUUGUGCCAAGGGCUACUUUCAUUUAUGUUUGUGAAGACUCUCUUUUAGAAUUUUAAUAGAUUUACAUUCCAAUUAUUAAUGCAUUAUCUAAUUUGGCCCUAUUUGCUGAUAUUUUUAGGGGAAGGAUUGGAUAUGGGCUGAUGACAAACUUUCCUGUGUAUAUAUGAUUCUGAAAUACUUGGUUGAUUAAGUCGCUUUAGGCAAAGAGCUGGCCAGUGUAGAGAGGAAAAGUCAAAUCAAUUGUUGGCCCUGAAUUUAUCGGUCAGUUCAAUAGCUCUGCAUGAAGACAGCCUGGCUUUAAAACCUCCAUCGCACAGACGAUGUUUCCUGACCCACUCUGCUUCAGCACCAAUGGCGGUUGAUGUUUUUAAUCUUCCAUUAGCACCAACUGGGAGAAAUUUUCCCACAGCAUUUUUAAUAAUUGCAGGAGGAAAUAGAUUUUUAUUAUUUCCCCUAAUAAACAAUGGAAUAUAGAACAUUAGGAACUUCCUUUAGAUACAUUUCCACAAAUUAUCUGCCAAUUAAAAUACAAAGUGUUGAAUAUCUGUGAAAAUGAUGCCUUUCUGAGUGUAAAGGGUUUACUCAGUCUCAGAAGUAGUUUUCAAGUAUUUGCACUUAAAUGAAUAUUCAAAUAACCCUUUGCUUACACAGUUGUCAAGGUAAAGAGACUGUAUUAGGUAUCAAGAUUUCUUUGACUGAACUUUCUGAGUUUUCAUUAUUUACAUCUUUGUCAGGUUAAGUUUUGGAGACUUUUUACUGUCCACUUCUUUUGGAGAGAUUGGGUAAUGUGCUCGUGGUCCUCUCCCUUUGUCUCCAUGCUGUUGGCUUAGUGCCCUUGGAUAGCAGUACUGGGACCCUUGUCGCGAUGGUAGUGUGUUUUGACACUUCUUAGGGGAACGUCUUUCCUGCUUGUAGUUGUACCAGACUUCUCUCCUGAAGUGUGACUAUCUGGGCUUGGCCCCUGGGCCUGGCUUCCGCUGAGAAACGUUCCAAUACAUUCACAUAUACUUCACCCCCCCUUGUCAUUCUUAAUAAAUUAAUUCAAGAAUUUUAUUCUCUUAAACAAAGGAAAAGCAUUGCUGUAGCCUCUUACCACUCCUGAUGACCUGAGAAUGCUCAGUUAAAAGUACCUGGGUGAAAUAAGAGGAGAAACCCAAAUACCUUGGCCUAACCCCCCUUCCCUCCCCCUUCUCUAGGCAGACCAAGGGAUGAACACACUUCUCAUUUGUGUACACUCUGCCUUAGGAAUUUUGAAUUUGUUAUCCACAAAUAUUUAUAAAACAGUUUGAGACCAAAAGGCUAGUAUGGUAGACUGGUAUUUUCUAUGUAGCCAUGUGGGGAAGCAAGAGGCAAGCUUUCACCUCGUAAAAAGAAGCAGGCUACAAUAUUGUCAGGUGGUAGGCAAGUGUGGUCCUUUCUUAAGGGCAGUCAUUGACACUGUGACCCGUCUUGCUCUGAGGAUGUUCUGACGGCUGUCGUGGAUUGCUUCUCAGAGCCUUUUCACUGUGAUGAUGAUUUAAACAAUAGCCACUUAUAAAGAAAGUUAUUAUCUCACUGCAGAUAGUGUCUUCAAGGAGUCAUUCAGAAUGCUAGUUUCAUGAUUAUGGAAAGGAGUUCCUUCUCAAACUGGAAAAGGAAAGAUUGAACCAGUCACAAAGACUCCAGAUCUGAAACUGGGCACAUUUUAUGACUGCUAUUUACUUUAAUUCAAUGCAACCCAUAUUCCUGGGGCAUACACUGUACCUAAAUCUUAAGAAAAGCCCAUUCAGUUUGGAGCUCACACAUAGCUGUGUUGUAAUUGGACUUUCUUAAUAUUUUUUAAAACCAUCUUGAUUUUAUUUUAUCUAUCUUUGUUUUGUUGCUUAUAGUUUGUGGGGUGGAGCAGAAUGGCUGAGGUUGAACACGGGCGAUGUGGAUUAAGCCACACAAAUUCCUCUAAAAAUAAUAAUUAUCAUAACAAUGAUUAACAUUUAUCGAAGACUUAGUAAGUUCCAGUGAUUGCUAGGAGCGUUACAAAUAUUUACUUAGUCCUCUUAACAGCCAUGCGAGUUAGGCAAAAUCUCCCUAAUACGCCAUCUUUAAUUCACCUUUUUUGUUUGUCUCCAUCCCAUUCCAUCGCUCUCUCUCUUUUCCCCUAGUCUUUGCAGCAGGGAUGGAGAAUCUUUAGUGACUCAUGGUAGUAGGGAAGCUAAGAACUGCUUAAUAUCUUUCAGCAGAAGCAAAGCUAACCUAUGUCAGAAGCUGAAAAUGGUAUUGUGUCCAAGAUGGUGGUGCUCCCAUUGCUCACAGGGAAACCUGCCACUGUCGCACAGUUAAUGGGCUAACAAUCUGCCUUCCUUUGGAGGCUCCUCUCUUUCUUGGGAUUAACUUCAAACGUGUGGACAGAAAUCUCUUCUGCUGUCAUGGAAGCACUUCUUCCCUGCUGGGAUGUCAGUCAUUCCAAGCACCGUUCACUUGUUGCUUUUCCACCUUCAGCCCAGUCUAGGCUUGUUCUGGGCAUUCUGUGUUAUUGUUUGAAUAGGAGCAGCCUAGGGGAUCCCUGGCCUGGAUACAUUUCUGAGCCUCAGACAUAAGCUCCUGUCUCUUUCAAAAGUAGCGCAUCCUAUGUUCUGUCUACAGCCAUUGAAUCCUGGCCUAUCUUUUCUGAUUCAUUAAUUCGUUCAACUAAUAUUUGUCGAAUAGCUACAAAUCGGUCACCAUGAAUUUGAGUAUUUUAUAUUAAAUUAAAAUUAAUGUGUUAAGUUAAAAUCCUGUGUGUUUAUGCCAUGCCGGGAUGACACUGUGUACUUGCCUUUGCGUUGCUGUCUCCGCUGUUCACAAGAACCGUGCAAGGUGGGUGUUGGCUCCACUCUACAGAGGAAGAAAAUGAUGCUCACAAAGGUGAAAUACCUUGUCCAAAGUCACCCAUUUAAUAAGAACGGACAGAAUUUAAACCAGAAGUCUAACUCUGUAGCUCAUGCUUUAAUUAUAAUCCUUUUUUGGCCGUAGGAUUCAAUCUUUGCGUAACUUGUUUUACGUAACAAACUGAUCAAAGUUCUGAAAUGCAAGAGCCAAACCAGAUUUUUGAUUGUGGAUACCGUUAAAACCAUGACUAUUUUAGUCAAAGGUGAACUUGGUUUUUGUAAGAAAAAUUACUUGAUGGCUUUUAUAUGUGCAAGUCUGGAAGGUAGAUCUCGGAGUCUAGCAGGUUUUUUUUCUCACCUGGGCCAGUCAAAAUUUUGGACCAGAUUUACCAAUUAUUUUAGAGUUACAUACUGGCAGGUCUACAUACGGAUUUUAUAAUCUGAUGACUGCUUUGUCAAUAAGAGAACCAAAAGCAGUUUCAGGAGUGAACUCAACAGAUUGCUGUCUGAGUUUUCUUCCACUCUGAUUCUCCUGAGAUGCCACUCUCAGCAUUUAGGGAAAAUCCGUUUGAAAUUGCAUCACGGUCACAAUUAAUGAGGUUAUUUUACUAACACGUGGGCUGCCUACACUUGGUAAAAUGCUUUUUUAAUGAAUUCUACAUUUCAUUUUAAUGGGAGGUAAUAGAAGAUUUCAAUAACAGAUGGUCAUUCUACUGAAUUGUAAACUGGGGUAAUUUUUGGAAAUUAUUCAAUGAUUGGGUAGGGUAACUCUUUGUUCUAUGUGAGAAGAUCCAUUUUUAAUAAGUUACUGGUUAUUGGAGACAUAUUAAACUUUCCCACAUACCUACCGAAUCACUUGGUAACUCAAGCUGAAAUACUAAAAAUAUCGGGUCAAAUUGCAUAGGGACAUAGAGUAGACAUACAGUAAAUACUCAUUAACAUGUCAUGAGUGGCCCCAGGUAGCCUGAAGGAAUCAGUGAACCUUCUCGAAUAUCUGCAUUACAACCAUUUAUCCCCCACUACACAGUUACGUCUAAAUAAAGGAGGAGAAACUCUAACCAAGUAAUAUUUAACAUUUUUAUUGCUUCCAGGAUAAAUUUAACUGGACGUGGAGGACCUGAUAGUGGUAGCUAUAUCAAGAAUAUCAGGGAGAAUGGUUUUGAUGCUACAGGAAAACUCAAUUCUUGUCCUUUUCACUUGACUCCAGCUAUCUACCAGGCUCAUUGCUAACUGCAGGUUUUGCCCAAGAUAUUUAUAUGAAAUAUCUCAGUGUAAUACAGGAAAUUGCAGGUUAUUUGAAAACAAUGAUAAAGAAAACCCAAAUGAGAGACUCCCUUUCUAUAAUUAAUUUUCCUGAGAGUCAGGCAUGUCUUUGAGGACAAGCUUUUGGCUGUAUUAUUUUUGUGCACAGGAGGAAAAUUGUUAGUAGGUUUAUAUAUAUUAUUUUUAUAAUAGAAUGUUAAACUCCCCCAAAACAUCAAAAAUUGUCUUCUAGAACUACUCUAUGUUUUUGAAACUUGUUUUAACAAAGGAUUCUAAAUAGCAAUAGGGUCUUUUCUCCUUUCUCCACUCCAAUGGUUUAAUGGGAUAGAUGAACCAAUGUUUAUAUUUUUAAACCUGUAAAUAUUUUAUUUUGGGUAUUUUGUAUAUUUGUUGAUAUAAUUCCAUUUUGUGCAUAUGUAUCAUUGUGCAUGUUGCCGUUUUUGAUAGUCACUCUUAAUGAAUGUA
Molecule: messenger RNA, 9475 nt
Organism: Equus quagga
Lineage: Eukaryota; Metazoa; Chordata; Mammalia; Perissodactyla; Equidae
Gene: AMER2
Product: APC membrane recruitment protein 2
Exons: 1
Coding region: 50-2155 (701 amino acids)
Biological process (GO): regulation of canonical Wnt signaling pathway
Cellular component (GO): plasma membrane
Molecular function (GO): beta-catenin binding; phosphatidylinositol-4,5-bisphosphate binding
Source: RefSeq, a predicted model, not a curated record